GUAAGUAUCCUUAGUCAUGUUAUUGGAACCAAGUCCAAAUGUUGUACAAGAACACAAAUUCUAUGAAUCCGGUAAUAUCAAGCACUUGUUACCUCUCAUGAACCUCCAAAACUAUGAAACUACUGAGAUUGAAGAACCUUCAGGGAUCAGCAUAUAUGGGUGGGUUUUUUUGAUUUUGGUGAUUGUUUACAUAGCAGUGUUUAUGAAAAGAAGAAAAUUCACAGAAGCAGAGAGGACUGAUAAGGGACAUCUAAUGGUUUAACUGGAAAAUCUUAUAUGUCAUUUCAUAGUCUUCACGUCAACAUCUUUUUGGUAAGAGAACAACAAGCAAGCACCCUUCAUACACAUUAUUUAAUUCCCUGCAUGUGCUAUGUGGUAAUUUUCAGCACCAUAAUAUCCUCUUUUUGCAUAUUUAUCAGCUUUUAGUCAUUUCUGGUCAUACAUUGCCAUUCUUUCGUUAUUUUACUCGAAUUCAUAAGUUUAUAAUAUCAUUUUCAACUAAUAUAUAAUUGUUCUAUU
Yamadazyma tenuis ATCC 10573 is the source of this 519-nucleotide messenger RNA. RefSeq lists its product as uncharacterized. The record is from RefSeq and is a predicted model, not a curated record. NCBI's taxonomy places the organism in Eukaryota, Fungi, Ascomycota, Pichiomycetes, Serinales, Debaryomycetaceae.